This is a messenger RNA of Xyrichtys novacula (pearly razorfish), 16876 nucleotides long. The record is from the annotation of a GenBank genome assembly. Lineage: Eukaryota; Metazoa; Chordata; Actinopteri; Labriformes; Labridae.
ACUACGUUUCCGCCUACUUUCAACGUGUCAAUACUGCCGUAAAGGAGCAACUGACUGUCGCACAUUCUUAUUAGUAUCUGCGUUAAAUCCAGAUAGGAGAAAACGUUACUUAGCUCCCUGGCUGAAGCAGAGAUUUGUGCCGGUGUACUGCUCACAGGUUACCUGAAUGUAACGAGGCAGGGUCAGGAUGGACUUCAAGAGGACGGUACUAGUGACAGGAGGGUCCGGAUUCAUGUGAGUCUGAAAACCAAAACAGACCAAAAUAAAUGCUCCUGAUCCACAUCUAAGUGGAAACACCUCAUUUACAGCGUGUAUUACUUGAUUAUCAUUAGUCUGCAGAAGCCAAAAAACAUUUACAAACUUGGAGGGCCUGCUUACUGGGAAACUUUUGACUCUGGUGACAGAGAAUUUCUUAUUUAUCUAACGUCUUUUUUUAAAGAUCCAGAAUCUGAUAUCUUAAAUAACUUCAUUUAUCCUGAAAGUCGUAUGUAUCCAGAAUGAUUUUAUUAUUCCAGAAUUUCAUUUAAUGAGAAUAUUUUCACUGAAAGGACAGCAGAUAUAGCAUGUGAUUAUAUGUGGACACUGAUUCAGGCUGAGGAAAUACACACCUAUAAUAAUUUAUAUAUGUUAGUUCACAGUUGUUACAGAGGUUUUCUUUGCUACUCAAUUUGACAAACGACUUUAUUUUAUCUGAAUUAACGUGGAAAUGUCACAAAAGAUCAGUUUUAAAAUAUAUCGAGUCAGUUUAACUUUAUAAAAUCUGUUUUUACUCCUCUAGAUUAGGUGAUUAAUUCUGUGUCUGAUGUUUACUUGCAGUGGCUCUCACCUCAUCUGUUCAUUAGUCUGCAGACACCCCAACUGGAGGAUCAUUAACUUGGACAACGUAGGUGUUCACUGAGUGUGUGUCUGAGCUCAGAUCUUUCACAGUACAAUAAUAUUCAGAUGUAUGAUGUAAAUGACGUGCUCUGACUGAUCUCUCUGCAUGUGUUUGUAUGUCUGUAAAACAGCUGGAUUACUGUUGCAGUCCCUGGAGUCUGGAGAGCGUUGAGAACAGAACAAAUUACACCUUAAUCAAGGUGAGUGUACACACACGCUAUGUGUAAUAACUAUACAAAUACACAAGAGUGUGUGAGGUUAUUUUCCUGAUGACAUAAUAAUCAGAGUGUGCAUUGUGUGUGCUUUGGUGAUAUUACUGUGUGUUUCAGCUGUUUUGUUUUAAAUACUCUAAAGUCUCUCUCCCGGUUCAGGGGGACAUAUGUGACUCUCUGCUGGUGAAUCACAUCUUUCACACUCAGAACAUUGACGUGGUUUUUCACCUGGCAGCUAAAACACAUGUUGGUAAGAAACACUGAAUGUAGGGGAGAUAGGGGCUUGUUGUCACAGGGGUAAGUUGUCACAUUGCAAUUAUUUUUGCCACCAGAGGGCAUAACUAAAAAGUGGAAUACGAGUUUUCUUCCUUUACAUGGACAGGGGUUGUUUCCUGUCUGAGAAGAGAAGAGCACAUUGUGAGCUGAGAUGAGUGCCAAUUAACCAUUACGCACAACCCAAAGUAAAAAAAAUAACCUUAUAUAUUUUAAAAUAAGCUUCUUCCAGAUAAAAAUCCUAGCAGUGAUACAUGUGGACUUGUUAGAGGAGAGAUUAAGACAUCCUGUCAUACCUCAGUCAUUGUUCUGUUUUAAGCUAAUGUUAAGCUAGAGCUUUAAUUAGCAGACAUGGUAGUUUGGGGCAAUAUGUCUCAGUCAUUUUGGGGUAAGUUGUCACAUGUCUAAAAGAGAUUAAAUUAUUAUAGAGAGUCUGCUUAUCAGUAGUUGUCAUAAUGAAAUUUUGACUUUAUUUUUACAGAGAAAAGAUUGGUUUAAAGGAGAGGAGAAAGUGAGAGGACAUGGUCAGGAAUUUCAAAAGAAAAACAGAACAUGUCAGUGCAGUGCCUGAUGUGAUGCUAAGGGCAGUCAGGCAGGUGACCCUAGCUAAUAAAUCAAUCUGGAGUACAAUAAAGGACUUAAAUGUCAACUACCAUACCUUGGCUCAGUACUGCAAAACAUUCACCCCAGCCGAAAUACAGAGUCAGACAGAUCUUCAAACUCCAGAGCAUGUUGCAUAAUAUUUUAUGGUAACGUUUGUUCAAUGGCUAUGUUCAAUGACUUUUCUGGCUCAGUGAUAAACAUUUUCUGUGCCUGACUUUGAUGUUCACUUUCAAGUAAAAAAACGAGAACAACAAUAAUUUUGUCCUUGUUUUAUUAGCUACAAAAUCCACUGUGACAUCUUACUUCAUGAAGUGAGACAACUUACCCGAUGGUGGGUCAACAUGUCACAUGUUCACACUCUCUAUGUGAUUGCUUAUAACUCUGCACUGACACAAGAUAUGAAAAUGAUAUGAAUAUGAAAUAUAUACCUGAGACUUUGGUCUUUUGUGUGGUACACAUUUUGUUUACAUAUGAUGUAUUUAUUCCGAGAAAUAUAUAAGAGUGUAAAAAGUUUGACAACAAGCUCCGUUCUCCCCUACACCUGACACAUAGAGAAGGCAGUCAACUGAUUAAAUUUUAUAUUUAAAAUGAAUGAGCAAGAAAAACUCAGAAUGUAGCUUCAAGUAAGCAAUCAUAAAGAAACAGUAAUAAUAUAUGUGUUUUGUUCUAUUAUUUUAGGUGCUUCCUGUGUGAAUGGAUUACAAAUACUAUACAAUACUCAAUAAAACCAAACUUCCUGAUGCUCUGGUUCAGAUGCUCUGGUUAUAAGCGAUAAGAUGUUUAAUUAUCUGUAAUAGGUUGAAAUGAAGUGUUAUUAAUAAAAUAAUUGGUGUGUUUAUUAUCCGUCAGAGACAUCGUUUGAGGCCCCGCUCAUUUUUCAGCGGGUUAACGUGGAAGGAACUCGAGUUUUAUUGUCAGCUGCUUGUCACGCUGAACGAUCACUACAUCGAUUCAUCUAUGUCAGCACGGAUGAGGUUUAUGGAGCCACCAGCCAGCAGGUAAAUACACCUUUCCAACCAACAAACACUGAAGCUUUCUGGGAGAGUACAGGCGAUUUUGAUUACAGGUGUCAUCGGAGUGAAGCACUCUGGGAGAUUACAGAUGUUAUCUGUUGGCAGGUGUUUGAUGAGUUGAGUCCUCUGAAACCGAACAAUCCGUACUCUGCAACCAAAGCUGCUGCAGAGAUCCAGGUGCUGUCCUACUGGGAGAAAUAUAAGGUACACACACACGUACACACACGUACACACACACACACACACACACACACACACACACACACACACACACACACACACUCAAUCAUUCUCCCACUCUCAGGAUCAGGCUGUGGAGUUUAAGUUUUGUUCUGAUGAGAGGUCCUGUUUUGUGUGGGUUUUUUUUUUCCAGUUUCCUGUCAUCAUCACGCGCAGUAACAACAUUUACGGCCCCCGACAGUUCACAGAGAAGGUAACUGCAUCCCCUGUUAGCCUCUGAUCAUCCACAUUUACCUCAUUAUAUAAGCAAAGUCCAUUGACAGUUCCCUACUUGGUUUUAGCUGACUGUCACUAUUCCUUGUGGUGAAACUUUUGUUUUUUUUUCCACCUUUAGGUGAUUCCAAGAUUCAUCUCACUCCUACAGCACAACAAGAAAUGGUACGCCCGUUACACUGCAACUCAGUGUUACACACAAUCUAACACUUUACUCAGUAUCGCACUACACUGUAAAAAAAAAAAAACACACACUGUAAUACACGAUCACACUGCGACACUGUCACUCAAUAACACUGUGACACUGUCACUCAAUCACAUUAGUCAUAAUACUGACUAAAUUAACAUACAAUCACACCGUAUCACUCACACAGAAUCAUACAAUCACACUGUAACACACAAUUGCACUGUAACACAGUCAUACUGUUAAAACCAUAACAUACAAUCAUACUGUCACACCAGUCACACUGUGACUUAGAAACAUUCUAUCACACACAAUCAAUCACACUGUUACACUGUAACAAACAAUCAUACUGUCAAAGCUGUUAAACACAACCACACUAUCACAUUGUAUCACACAAUCACCCUCUAACACUGUGAAUCAGUUACACAGUCACACACUGUACCAGUCUUACACUCUAAGACACAAUAACUCUACAACUCUGUAAUACUUAACAUGAAAAAACACCAUUACAUUAUCACACCAUAACACACAACCACACAGUAACACUGUCACACACACUCACAUUGUAAUGCAGACAAACUGUAAUUAACAAGCACACCCUCAUACUUUAACACUGUAACACAAUAGCACAAUGCCACACACAUUGUAAAUAUGAUCAUGUUGUCACUCUGAAACACUUUUUGAGUAUUAGUUUGAAAAUGUAACCAGUAAAGUUCCUGAUUGAUUGAUAAAAUUUCUCUUUUCCCCCUCUUUUCUUUCGCUCUCUCUCUCUCUCUCUGUUUGCUCUGUUUGCUCGCCCUCAGCACCAUCCAGGGAACAUUGCCUAAAUCUCGCCAUUUCCUGUUUGUGGACGAUGCUGUUGAAGCCUUCUUGCUACUGCUGGAAAAGGGGAUUGUGGGAGAAAUCUAUAACGUUGGCUCGAGCUGUGAGGUUCCCAUCAUGCAUCUGAGCAGAGAGCUAAUAAAAAUGGUGAGAUAAAGACAAACAGGAGAUGACGUGAAAUAGGACAGGUGACAAAUAUAUUAACCCUAAAUGUAUUUGUGUGUAGGUGAAGAAUGUUCCAGAUUCUGAGGUAAAUGACUGGCUGGAGUUUGUACCUGACAGGUGAGAACACUGUGAUUAUACAGGUAAAUCACACAAACCCAGAGAAUGGUGACGUUAAAAACAUUUAAAAAUAAUCUUCUGAAAAAUCUGUCUGAAAUCACCUGAGUUUAUGUACACUUGAGUUUGUUUAUGUUUGAAUAUGCUUCAAACCUGAGUGUUUUUAUUCCUGAGUUUAUUCACACCUGAUUCUGUAAUCAGUUGAGGUUUUUUUAUAACUGUAUAUAUUAACACUUGAGUCUGUAAAUACCAGAUUUUUUUUAUAGCGGAGUUUAUUUAUGCCUGAGUUUACUAACACCUGAUUGUAUUAAAGGGAUAUUCCGGCGUAAAUUUAAGUUAUGGUCAAACACACUGUAACACUGAGUUAGACACCCCCUCGAGAGAUGAGUGUUACCAACCACUUGUUUCUCUAGUUGUACCAACUUUAGUAACGACCGAGCGAUAGAAAAACACAGCCGUCUACAUCCCCACGCACAAACCUCGGCCAAAACACCACUCCAUAGCCACAAAUAAUGCUCAGAACAGCACCUAACUUCAUCAACAGUACAUGUAGGGUCCCAGCCAUAGUAUUAGCCACCAAACAGCUUCUUAGCUUUGCCUAAUUUCUUUAACAAAGAGGCCAAACAAAACUCACCCACUCUCGUCCAUCAGCCGCUUGUUUGUGGGGGAGCCUUAAUGAGUCGAUCACCGAGCACAGUAGAGUUUCGCAGUUCAAGGAAGAACAUUUUUGAUCAUUACUUAAUAGAAAUGCAAUCAGACCAAGACGCUAAGGCAGAAGAACUACCGCGGCUGCAGUGCAAAAUGAUUAUGAUUAUUAUUACUUUAUGGAAAUAAUCUGCUUUACAUAUACACUUUAACUUCAUAAAGAGUAAUGGCUCUAUUUUCGUGCUUCGCCGGAGACAUGGCCCAGGGGCAGCGUAGGUCAGGUCCCCCGCGCCGACAAGGCGUUCCCAAGCACAAUUUGGUAUUUUGGUGAGCGGCGCAGCCCGGCAUAAGUAUCCCCUCUCCCAAACUCAGCUCCUUCCGGCAGCGUAAGUCAUAGCGAGGUAGGAGAGAGGGCAUAGAGUGGGUUUAAUACAGCCGAGACCUGUAUUGACCAAUAACAUCAGCUCCUCUCCUCGCCUUUAAAUCUGCCACCGGCGAGGCGUAUUACUAUUUUCGUGAAGUAGUCAAAGAGAUCAAGAGAUGUCUGAAGACAACAAUGCCACAUAAUGGCGACAGAAGGCAGCCCCUCAACAAAUGUCGCUGUAAGAGCUGCAGAGGGCGUCCUUCACACUCUCAUAUGAACACAGAUGGGUUUGGUGUGUGUUAUGUUGGAUCCACAAGUAAGACAAACAUCCCUUUCAACAAAUAAUGACACAUAAAGUUGCACAUAUUCAAACCUUAUGUGACAAAGAUGGGUUGUGCGCAGAGAUCACAUCAUAAAUUCCAAUAAUGGCAUUGAAAUUUGAACCAUCUGUGCGUAAUGACGCGUCGCGCUCCGUGGCCUGGCUCUUUCUUUCAUAGAUGUUGGCAUAUAAAAUAAAUUUGGCUCACAAAACUGAAUAUUGUAAUAUUCGUAUGUAGGCUUAAAGUUAAUAACUCAUCUGAUCACUGAAACAAAUCAUCUGUUCAGCCGCCGCAGCAGCAGCUGCAGCAGGACGGGGAGAGGACACGAAGACAUGUCCAGGUCGAGCUGCGCAAGAAAUAAGAGGAAGAGGAAGAAAGAAAAGGAGGGAGACGAAUUACAUAUCUUGUUAACUUCAUCAUGUGUGUCUAUUUACUAGAUAUCUAAUUUAAUUUAAUGCGGUUUCAGCUGUUUUGAUUCGUUCAGGUUGUGUGUCUAAACAACUGCCAAACACGCUUAUCAGAUCAGAUAUAGAUCAGAAUAUAUCUAUAUAGAUCUAAAUGUAUGUGCUGACUCAGAUUAUUUGUUGAUGAUUAUUUAUUGCACUGAAAUGUGCCUGACACUGUGGAAACCUGCCAGUGAGGCAUCGGUGACGGCGGGCACGAAAAUGUCACUGCGGCAGCUGAUUCUGUUGACACCUCCCUCUGCUACGCCACCACGCCCAGCUUGGCAGACCUCAGUGCGCCAGACGGAAAUACCACUGCGCGGGGUCUGCCACCCUCCACCGCCUCACCAGCGGACACGGAAAUAGAGCCCUAAGUCUGUAUGAGAGUAGACAUUGUACAGACUGAUCAGCUACACACGAGGGAGAUUUUUUUCAGAGCAGAAAAAUAAUAAGUAUUAUAAUCAUCAGUAAUUUAGCUCAUUACUGAGUGACCUAUUGCUGCAAUUUUUAGUUCAUUUUUAGUUUAGUUUAGUUUUAAUCCCGCCAUCCACACAGUCUGCCCACAGCAGGCACUGAGUUACCACCACAGUUGUAGCCGCUAUGCAUGAUGGUGCCACACUUAAACAAAUCGUCAGAUAGCCCACAAUUUCCUCCGUCUGUAAUCACCUGAUUUUGUGAAAACCCAAGUUUGAGUUAUUUUAACUCUGAUGUUAACCUUUGACCUUGGCAGGCCAAGAACUGAGCUCAGAUACCCAAUCACCUGUGAGAAACUGCAGCAGCUUGGCUGGAGAGCACAGGUGACCUGGGCAGAGGGGAUCAGACAAACAGGUACAUGCAGAAACACAUGCACACACACACACACACACACACACACACACACACACACACACACAAAGAACCAGAUCAGCUGUUUCCUGUCCCAUGUAAUAUUAUUUUAUAACUGUGUUUGGUCUUACAGUGACGUGGUAUCAGGAGAAUCCAGACUUCUGGUCAGACACAAACAAGGACCGUUGACCAACAGUUAAGUCAUGUGACCUACAAAUAGAGUAGGCUCACUUUGCCCUGUAGCUGGUCUUACAGGACUCUGUCGUGGAUCUGGGCUCAGUGUGCCCUGUAGCUGGAUUUACAAGACUAAAACAGAGGAGUGGGCCCAUUGUGCCCUAUAGGUGGACUCACAGGACUCUAUAUCAUGGAUCUGGGCUCAGUGUGCCAUGCAGUUUGACUUACAGGACUUAAAUAUCGGUUUGGACUCUGUGUGCCCUGCAGCUGGACUUAAAGGAAUCAAAUAUUGGCGUGGGAUCAGUGUUUAGACUCAUGGGACUUAAAUGCAUGAACAUUGAUCAGCAGCUGUUUAUUAUUUUUAGUUCAGGACAACAGGCGCCUCUCUUAACUAAAGUCUUACCUUUAAGUCACAGACCUUUACCUUUUUUUGUUUGUUUGUUUGUUUGUUUUUGUUUAAUUUAUUACCUGAUGUUGAUGUUACAAUGUUACAAUGUCAUGUAUGAUACACUUUUGUUCAAAGCAAUUAAUAUUUGAGAGCAAAUACAACACAACUAAGAACUUGAUGUAGAGAAAUGACUUGAGUAAGGGUCAAAAACUGCUAGAACUGAAAUUGGGCAUAAUGCUGUCAUGCAGUUAGAAGGCAAUGCAAGUGAUGUAUCACAACCAUUAACUCAUAAACCAAAGUGAAUCGCCAACCAAGUCAUCAUUGUCAUUAUCUCCCGCCAUCAUCGUCAUUAGCAUCACUAUCACCAAUAUUCUCAUCACCAUCAUUGGCAUCACUAUCACCAAUAUCCUCCUCCUCAUCAUCAGGUUCAUCAAGUGCUGAAACAUUCACAAAAAGCUGGGUCAAGUGUCUCAAAGUAAAAGGGGACAUUUGUUUCAGUUAUUCUACCACUGAGGAGAAGAGAUGGGCUUAAUUGCAUAGGCGUUCUCUCUUGGAAUUUCCCCCCCUUGGGACUAAUGAAGGAAUAUCUUAUCUAAAGAGCUGAGUCUGGACUUUUUUCUUAAAGGUAGAAAGAGACUCAGUAGAUCUGAUAGAGUUUGGUAAUCCAUUGCACCCCCAGGGGACGAGACAAGAGAAAAGUCUGGCAUACCUGCAGGUAUGCAGGACCUGAUUUUGUGGCAGUUUUUUAGGCAAAAGUAAAGCUUUAUAUUAAUGUUGGCAGCUACAAGAAGCCAGUGGAGAGAGAUGUACAGUGGAGUGGCGUGCUAUUUUGGGUUGGUUUAAAAUCAGAUGUGCUGCUGCAUUCAGGACCAUCUCUAGAGGUUUGACUGUGCAUGCAGGCCUGCUAGUGAGGAGUUGCAGUCGUCAGUUGUACUUUAUUUCUUACACCCUGAGUCUGUUCUUUGCUCUUCAGUUAACCUCAGUGAGCCUGGGACUAGGGCGGGGGGGUGUUUGCUGGCAGGCUUUGUUACAAGAGGACAAGGAAAUGAGGACAGUGAGGAGCAGAGUAUGUUUAUAUCCACACAGAAAGCAUGCAGAACUCAUUAUAAAGCGAGGCAACCAAGACUUCGACAGCCAGCUGAGUUGGCUUGAGGGAUUUGGAACAUCUGUAGAGCAAGCUGUGGGAUGGCAACAGUGAAUUGAAUUAAGAAAUGAUCAGACAAGUGAAGGGGGGUUACAGUGACCUUUGCAGUAGAACAGUUCAGUGUCAUAACUGUUGUACAUAGAAUCAGCCCAGAAUCACACUAGCUUGAUUUCAUUCUUCUGCAUCCGUCUGUUUGAUUUCACUGCAGCAAUCAAUGGAAGAUGUGAACCUCAUCAGCAGAUCUCUCAUACUCUGAUGCAGAAGGAGAGUGAAACUCUGGUGCUCAACCUUGAACAUUAUCUGACAAUGAACCUACCAAUAACAAUUUGAAGCUCACCUUCACUCACCUAAACUGACUCUAGCCUUCUCAUGUCAAGAUGUGAGCAUGUUCUUGAUAGGUGCAUUGAUUUAAUGUUUACCUGAUUUUAUGUGGAAACAAAGUGCACAUAUAAAUAAACAGCUGACUGCAUGUCCAGCAACCUGAACUUUUUAAAGCAUUACAACAUUUGACACAGACACUAAAAUGAUUGAGUUGGUCAAUCCAUUAGCAGAUAUCUACGGAGGGUUUAAAAAACACAGUCUUGUUUUCAGAUCCAAACUUUAUUUGUGGUAAAAUCAGAAUAGAUGCACAGUUUAUUUUUUCCUCUUCGUGCAGUGCUCCUCUUCAAGCAAAGUGCAGCUAAACUAAUACAGAAAGCAAAUACUAACUACAGGCAGGUGGUGCUGUGGGAGGGGGGGGAGGUCUGACCAAUCAGAGCAGAGAUACAGUUGGCCCUGUUUCAUCUCUUUUUAAGUGUCCUGCACAGACACUACACUUGGAAUUCACAGCUCAUAAAUAGCUUCAUUGAAAUAUCACAGUUUUUUUUUAAAGGAGUUAAAAAUUUUGUUCAGGUGUUUCCUGGCUCCUGAUUGGUCAGUGUCCCACCUGAGCACCGACACACUCACCUGAAAAUAUCGGCACAGCACAGCGAUAAGCAUGGUUCAGUCUGUGUGAUAGAGACUUUAAGACGUUCACAGGGAGGGUGUCAGGAAGGAAAAAUUUAAAUCAAAUCUGGUUGGAGAGAAUCUAUUUUUUGUACUGCACAUUUUCAUUUUGUUUUUAUAAAAUGGUCGAUCAGAAAAUAUAAAUUUUAAUCCAAACCUUGGCAUCAUGAUCUCAGAUUGACUUUGCCAAUUGAAAAUGAGGGUAAGUGUUGAUUUCUGGCAACUGAGUCCAAUGAGAGUUUACAGGAAACAUUUUUUUUAUCUAUUUACAUUAACAACUUCAUCAGGUGUUUACAAACAACACAGAACAUAAACAACAAAUAUAAAGAUUUGAAUGUUUAUUUCAGUUUUAAUGAACACACCUGAUCAGUGAGAUGUCUGAGUCUCAGUCUCUGUGUUUGUUUAAGUGCUGCAGAGACGAGCAGCUCGUCUGUCUCUCACAUUUCAAAGCUCACACUAUCCCCGAAAACUCCCUCAUGUCCCUUACUCUGCACUAUCCCUAUCCCUGCACGAGGGGGUGCUGUGUCCAACUCUACAUGUACAAAAAUAAAUACUUUACCUCCAAAAAACUACACACAGCCACACACAAAUCUGUGUGCCAGCAGCUGAAACACACAAACGCACCCACACGCACACACACACACACACACACACACACACACACACACACACACACACACACACACACACACACACACACACACACACACAUAGAGUGACUUUCUAUUAAGCAUGCUGGGAUUUGUAGUCUCUCUGACGCAACAAUAUUAACAUAGCACCAAGGAGUGUUCAAACAUACAUAUAGGUUACCAUGGUGACACUAAUAAUGUAUAGUGGUGACACUAAUGCAUCACCAGGAAUUUAAGGCAUUAAAAGGUUUUGAAAAACUUCAAAAUCUUUGAAAAGUGCAGAUUUGUACAGCCCAGCUUUGAAAACUUUAAAAGUCAAUAAAGGUGACCUGGUUUACAUGUGCUCAUCUGGUUAAACUGUGGUAAUCCAGAUCUGUGAUCAACUUUAUCUACCUGUGAUCACCUGGUCUAGCUGUGGUAAUCCAGACUUUACCUGUGAUCACCUUUAUUUUUCUGUUAUCACCUUUAUCUUCCUGUGAUCACCUGUGUUUGCCUGUGAUCACCUAUAUCUGUUUGUGAUCACCUGUAUCUACCUGUGAUUACUUGUAUCUACAGUUGAGGCAAAAAUUAUUAGCCCCCGUAUGAAAUUUGAAGUUUUUUUCCAAAAUUUUUGAAGUGCUGUUCAACAGAUUAAUGAUUUUUUUACAUAGCUUUUCCAAACAUUCUAGUUUUAUUUUGGAUCCAUACAUUAUUUCACUUUGCACACAGAAACAAAAUUAUUUCACAAAACCAAAAACUACCGGGGUCAAAAUUAUUAGCCCCUUCAAGAAUUUACGUUUUCAUUGGGCCAAAACAAAAACCACUGUUGUGCAAUCAUGUACGUUCACUUUCGAGUGCUCACAGCUUGUAAUCAAUCAAUCAAUUAAGUUAAAACAAAGGGUUGUCCUACACACAGUACAAAAACCUCGUUAGGCAUUUGAGCUGUCACUUGAGAAGGCAUCAUGGCAAAAACAAAAGAAUUCAGUUUAGACUUUAGAAAAAGAAUUGUUUGAUGCUCACAAAGCAGGAGAAGGAUAUAAAAAGUUAUCACAGCAUUUUCAAGUGUCAAGAAGUGGAGUGAGAAGUAUCAUCAAGAAAUUCAAGGAGAGUCACACAGCACAGAACAAGUCUGGGAGAGGUAGCAAGCGAAAAAUUUCAAAGAGACUGGAAAGAAAACUGGUGGGAGAUGUGUCUAAACAACCUAGAACAACCACCAAAACAGAAGUUGGUGACUUAGCCAAGUCAGGAAUUGUGGUGUCAAACAAGACAGUCUCUAGAGCGCUGAACAGAAAUGGACUGUGAGGAUGCAGGCCAAGAAAAACUCCACUUCUACAAGAGACACCUUCAAAUCAGACUGAGGUAUGCUAAAGACAAUCUGGAGAAAGAUUGUUCAAACGUGAGACGUGUUCUUCAGUCAGAUGAGACCAAACUAGAGUUCUUUAGUCACAGAGACAUUGCUUAUGUUUGGAGAAAGAAGGGAGAGGCAUAUAACCCCAAGAACACUGUCCCCACAGUUAAACACGGUGGUCGGAGCAUCAUGCUGUGGGGAUGUUUCGGUGCAUCUGGAACUGGGAAUCUUGUCAAGGUUGAAGGAAUAAUGAAGAAAGAAGGAUAUGUGAAGAUUUUGCAAGAAAACCUCAAGGAGACAGCAGCAAAACUGGGUCUGGGUCGUCGCUUUGUCUUCCAACAUGACAACGACCCAAAACAUGCGGCACUCCUGGUGAGGAGCUGCCUCCAGGAAACCAAAGUGAACGUUAUUGACUGGCCUGCACAAAGCCCUGACUUAAAUCCCAUUGAAAAUCUGUCGGCUGCACUGAAGACCAGGGUCCAUGCUAGUAGACCAUCAAAUCUGGUUGAGCUUGAAAGAUUUUCCAAAGAGGAAUGGGCUGGGAUUCCUCAGGAGAUGGGCCAGAGCCUUGUUACAAACUACAGCAACCGACUGCAUGCUGUUAUCCAGCAAAAAGGACCCACAAUUGACUAUCAGCCUCAGGGGGGCUAAUAUUUUUGACCCUGGUAGUUUUUGGUUUUUGUGAAAUAAUUUUGUUUCUGUGUGCAAAGUAAAAUAAUGUAAGGAUCCAAAAUAAAACCAGGAUGUAAAGAAAAGCUGUGUAAAAAAAUCAUUAAUCUGUUGAACAGCACUUUGGAAAUUUGGGAGAAAUUUCAGAGGGCAGCUAAUAAUUUUGGCCUCAACUGUACCUGUUACCACCUGGUUUAGAUGUGGUAAUCCAGACGAUACCUGUGAUCACCUACAUUUGCCUGUGAUCACCAGUCUAAGCUGCAGCCACUAGUCUUUAACAGUUAACAGCUCUAAAGUUAUUAAGUUCAGAGUGCAGGCGUUGGUUAAUGUUUUACUGUAAACAGUUUCAUUAUUUGUAACUGUUUGAUAUUUUUAUGACAGACUGAGGACAAGACAAGUUUUUGUUUGCUAAUGACUGAAAAGAAUUGUCAAAAAUCUGUUACCAAAAAUGAAUAAUGAAUCACACUUACACAGGAUUUCAAAGUGAUAAUGAUAACAAUCAUGAAAAUAGAUAUAGAUGAGUAAAAUCAAAGCUAACAGAUCAGUUAGUUUUCAAAAUACACACCAAGUUUGCGUGUGUGUGUGUGUGUGUGUGUGUGUGUGUGUGUGUGUGUGUGUGUGUGUGUGUGUGUGUGUGUGUGUGUGUGUGCACGUGCAUGUUUGUGUUUGUGUAACUGUAAAAGUAAAUGUGAGUCAAAGAAGCAAAGACAUUCACGCCUGGGUAUUGAGUGAAAGACUAACAACAUCUAAACAAGUGAACUGGUGAAUGGACAAGUUAACUUAUGACCUAAUCUGAAAACUAACUGGUGUACUCUUAAAUGGUAAAUGGAUAAACAGUAACUCAUGAACAUACGUAUGUACUCCAUAACUAACAACUUAAUUGAAAAACUAGACAGUUAACAGAAGGUUUAAGCAUUGAAACGGAUCGGAUGACCAGUUUACAAACUGAACCACAAAUUAAAUAAUUAACCAGCCACUCAUCAAAAGAUCAACUCAGUUUACAAAUGAACCUACCUGGUAAUUUUCAACCUUACCAGUUGACUAAAAGCAGACAAUUUAACCAUUAAGCUAAUGGACCAACCAGUUAACAGACUGACUAACCUCUUAACUAUAACAACCAGUAAAUCCAUGAACCACCCAGUUGAUUAAAGAACUAACCAGUUUGGUGGUUCAUUUAAGAUCAGCUGUAGUGCAGUGAGGGAUAGAUGGUUUCCUGUCACAGUAACGCAGGUAUGAACCUGCUGCAGGAGGGCUCACCUCUUCUCUUACCCCCUUGACUUUGCUGUUACCUCUCACCUCUCUCACUAUCAAGCUAUAAACCUGACAGGUAAACUGAAUAACUGAAUUUAGUUCAGACUCUUCAAUAAAACUCCAGGAUAGAGUGAGCCAAGUGUUGAACUAGCUGCUUUGCUUUUAAAGACAAUUUUUACACCAGCGAUCUGUUGUCAAUGAGUGUCACUUCAGAGCAAUGUGCUGCAGAGAGUCAUCAACCUGGACACACACACAAACACACAUAAUGUUGGUCUGAGGUCUGGAUAUCAGUCCAGAGUCUGAAUUUUGAUCUGGGGUCUGGAUGUUGGUCUGGAAUCUGGUCUUUUGUCUUAAGUCUGUAUGUCAUUCCAUGAUCUUACAGUUGGUCUGCUUUCUGGAUGUUGGUCUGAAAUAAGGAGUAUCAGUCUAGAUGUGGAUCUCAGUGUCAGCUUCCUCAUCGGUCUGUAAUGAAGGUGUGGAUCUUAUUCUGGUCUUGGUAGUUUAGUCUUGGUAUUUUGGAGUGGAUCUGGGUGUUUUGAUGUUAUUUUGGGGAUUAGUAUGGUUGUUUUUGGGGUUGGACUCAGUGUCAAAUUGGGAUAGGGAACUUUAUGCCAGCUACUGUGUCAUUCUGGGUCAGGAUCUUGAUGAAAGUCUGAUUUGCUCUUGAUGUUAAUCUUGAUUUUCGUUUAGGUAACAGUCUGGGUCUUGUUGAUGGUCUUGACCUUGUUGGUAGUCUGAAUCCUGGUUUAUCGAUUCUAUUUUGGUCUUGCUGGUGGUCAGGAUCUUGAUAUAGGUGUAAGCCUUGAUCAUGGUCGUAGAAACGGUCUUGGUUCACAGUGUUAGUCUUGGUCUUUUGGUGGUCUGGGUCUUUGUUCAUGGUGUCAGUCCAGGUCCUAUUGGUGGUUCAUGGUGUUAGAACGCUCUGAGAAACAGACUAUGAGCUCAGACUGAUCAAUCACAUUCGGGAUGUCAGUUUACUAAACUCCACCUUUAAAAGCUCCUGACCUUUGACCUUUCUGUCACAAAGAAUUUAGGAGGCUUUAGUUUACAGAUUUUGGACAGUAGUUUGUUCAUAUCCAUGUCUUUCCAUGUUCUCAGGGUUUGAAUGCUCUUUAAAAUCACUUAUCAGCCCGACGAGUGUGAGUCCAUCAGAAAGAUGAAAAAUCUUUGAGUUUUUUUUUUUUUUAAAUCUCCGAUUAGGUCAUGAUUUUUUAUAGCCAAGGUUUGAUGUCGUUAAAUUAUUCCACAAAAGAACAAAAAGUUCUACUUUAUAGAUGGCAUUAAGGUAUGUCAUCUUUCCUCUUGGUUAGCUGAUGGGUUUGUGUGGGUUUUUGUCUGUGUUAUGGCUUAAAAUAAAAAUCAAAAAAGAGUGCAGAUUGUUAAAGGCACAGUACAAAAACUAAUGAUCCUCUAAUGUCAGAGUUAGUUUCUCUUCAGACCGUGUGACUGUUCCUGAUGGACAUCUGCCCCAUUUAUCAGGAAAUUAUUCUGCUAAACAUUUUCAGAUAAUAAAACGAAAAUUUUUGUUUUACUCUGUAACAGAGGAAACCCCACAUAGGAUUUAAACCAUCUCCAGAUGUGUUAGAAAUUAUAUCAAACGUGUUUAAAAUCAUAUCACAGCAGAUGUGUUUUGGUCAGGUUUGACAUCUUGCCUUUGUGUAAAAUUUCACAAAAGUAUGAUUGGUGGUUUAUAGCAUGGUGGUGUUUUAUUCACAAACAUGGUGUGUGAUGGUUCUGCAUAAAAACAGGUUGAAACGCAAACUGAAAACAAAAAAUAUGGGAGCAAAAGUAUUUCCUUCAGCUGCUCUGUAAAUAUGGUCCUCCAGAGUUCCUAAAAAAAAACCUCAACUUUCAUUUUACGUGUUUUUUUUUUUUCUUUCACUGUGCACUCGCUAAAGAAGAAGCCAGUUUGAAGCCAGUUUGAAGCUAGUUUGAAGCCGAUGAGUCAGUCUGAGGCUGGAGUGAAAAAUUAUCAAAUUAAGUCAAAAGACAAAACCGAGCACGUCCUGAUUUCAGAUUUACAGACAGAGAAAUUCAACAGAACAGGUGACUGCACAGGAGGAUAUAUCAAUGAGUAUAAAUAGUUUAAUAACAUGCAGAGGGCUCUUAUGAGGAGGAGGAGAAGGGGAGAAGGACACCAGUGAGGAAACAAGACAAAGAGACAAUGAGAGAUGAAGGAGAGAAGGAGAUAUGAAGGAGAGAUGGACACAUAAAGAAGACAAAAAAGAAGACCCUAGUUUCCCCACCAGUCCACUUGAGAGUGUGAGUAGUUUCCUCCGUAUCCAUCGCUGGUGUAGAAGUUACUAAAACCCCCUGACAGGAAACAGACAGAAGUUCAGAAAAGAAAAGUCCUCCUGAGCAGUGAGCUUAGCUAUUGUAACAGAGCUGAGUGAAUUUUCUUGAGCGACCUUCACUGUGAACCUAAAUCUACCUCAACUAUCACAUCCUCUUUCCCCUAUGGUACUGCUGACCCUCAGGUCCUUACCUCCUCCAAAGCCUCUGUUUCCUCCAUGUCCUGCCUGAUUUCGACCUCCUCGUCCUCCAAACCCUCCAGCAUUUCCUCCUGCAGCUGUCUGACGGUAAUCACGAGCCCCGAAACCUCCAGAAAACCUGGAGAAGAAAUACCAAACAGAGUGGGACAUCACUUCAGGUGGACAAACCCUUCAUAAAAUCUUUAAGGACAGUCCAUAGAAACAAAAACCUGCAGGGAGCCUGGAGGAGGAACAACAUCAACUGUGCGCUUCAGCCGAACCACUAAUGAUCCUCUAAUGUCAGAAUUUGAUAUGACUUCCUUUCUGCAUUGGUCUAAGAAAGUGUGUGCGUGUGUCUGUGUGUUGGUACCUCUUGGAGCGCCCCCUGUUGCUGCUCUUGUGCUGGUGCUCAUAAGCCAGACUCUCCAGCCAUGAUGGCACUUCUUGUUUGGCCUCCACCAGAAUGUCCAGCAGGUCCUUAGUGAUGUUUCCGUUUUUAUCAUUAAAGAAGGACGUGGCCAGACCUA